Molecule: messenger RNA, 3936 nt
Organism: Bactrocera neohumeralis
Lineage: Eukaryota; Metazoa; Arthropoda; Insecta; Diptera; Tephritidae
Gene: pb
Product: homeotic protein proboscipedia
Exons: 8
Coding region: 571-3207 (878 amino acids)
Biological process (GO): regulation of DNA-templated transcription
Molecular function (GO): DNA binding; DNA-binding transcription factor activity, RNA polymerase II-specific
Source: RefSeq, a predicted model, not a curated record
GUCGUGAGAUGUUGUCGCAAGCGCUGUGAGCAGCAUUUUCUUUGUUUGACACACGCUGGCUGGCAGCUCGUUGGCCGCCGCAAAACUUAAGCUUUUAUCGCGCUAUUUGUUUGGCACUUGUGCGUUCGGGCGUCGUCAUAGACGCCACAACGGGUGUCAUAGUGAUGGCAGUUGGUGUUGGUAAUUGUGUAUAAUGGUGGUCUGCUUGGUUUCGUUGCGCUUCAGUAAACAAUACGCCAUUCUGUAAAGUGCCGCACCGUUCGGCUAGCUCGCUGUCGCGUCCGAUUUUAGUGAGUGAGUUUAAUUUUUAGCAGAAAGUGAUAAAACAAAAAUCGUGCAAUUACAGCUUGAAAAUUGUGAGACGGUAGUACACCAUGGAAACCACACAGCCACGCAUCUGCUUGCACACGAAAUUUAAGUGAUGAUUUAUAAAUGAAUGUGGAUACUUCUAACAUUUGAUGAAGUCUAGUGUCGUGUAGUGUAGUUAAGUGCUAUUGUGUUAACUAAGUAACUGGUAACUGGUGCGAUCGAUUAACAACUGUUGUGCGGUGUGUGUGUGUGUGUAGAAAAAUGCAAGAAGUGUGCAGCAACUUGGACCCCCAAAUGGGCGCACAAAUCAAAUCCGAAUCGCCAUUGAAUGCGCUGCAUGUGUCCACGGGCGGCCAGACGAUAGUGCCAAUAGUGCCGGUGGCACCGACGGUGGUGCCCGUGUCGGUUUCAGCGCCGGCGCAAAUGCCGCUAGUGCCACAGCCGCCACCGCUGCCGCCGUCAUCAGCGGCCAUGCUUGUCAGCGGCAAAAUGGGACCGAGCAACUGUGAUAAACGUGUGACCGCUGCCGAUACAGCGUACUGGAUGGCCGCCUCCGAGGGGGGUUUCAUCAAUUCACAACCGUCCAUGGCUGAGUUUCUCAACCAUUUGAGUCCGGAGAGUCCGAAGAUGGGUACACCUGUCGGUGGUGGUGGUGGCGGAUAUCCGGUUGGUGUUGGUAUUGGUGUGCCACAGUCGGCGGACGGCAUGGAUUCGGUGCCCGAGUACCCGUGGAUGAAGGAGAAAAAGACAUCGCGAAAAAGUCAAAAUAACAACAAUCAAGCCGAUAAUGCUAUAACUGAAUUCGUUCCAGAAAAUGGUCUCCCCCGACGCCUGCGUACUGCCUACACCAACACACAGCUGCUGGAACUCGAAAAGGAGUUCCAUUUCAACAAGUAUCUGUGCCGACCGCGACGAAUCGAAAUUGCAGCGAGCUUAGAUCUGACCGAGCGACAGGUCAAGGUGUGGUUUCAGAAUAGACGAAUGAAGCAUAAGCGUCAAACAUUAUCGAAGACGGACGAUGAAGACAACAAAGACAGUCUAAAAGGUGAUGAUGAUCAGUCUGAUAGUAACUCCAACUCGAAGAAAUCUUGUCAAGGCUGUGAGCUGCCGUCGGAUGAUAUACCAGAUUCCACUUCGAAUUCACGGGGGCACAACAACAAUACACCCAGUGCGACCAAUAACAACGCGAGCGCAGGAAGUUUGACGCCGAACUCGACCUUGGAAUCAGGCAUAUCCUCAAAUCUGCUUGGUAGCUCAACUGUAUCCGCGUCGAAUAUGAUCAGCGCCGACUCCAGUGUGGCUUCCAGCGUCAGUCUUGACGAAGACAUUGACGACAGUCCCAUCAAAGUGAAGAAAAAAGAUGACAGUCAAGUUGUUAAGAAUGAGGCCGUUUCGACAUCCACCAAAGCGUCGCCAUUCCCCUAUGAUUCACCGGUCGGAAAUGGUGGCAGCAACAACAACAACGUCACUGGCAACGCCGCUGCAAUGCUGUCGGGUGGCGGUGGAUUCCGUCGGAACUCAGACACCUUGCCACACAAUGCACAAUCGGCGGUGAAUUCGAACUGUGGCCCCAACACCGAAAGUGGUUCGCGCAGAAAACGUUUCCAAAAUGGCAACAACGCGAACGCGGCAAAUAAUGAGAGCAGUGGGCGUGCCGGCAUGGCCGCGUACUUCCACGGUGGCUACUACCCGAAACACAACCAACACGAGCAACGGCCACACUUACACCAUGCGCAGCAGUCGCAACUGCAGCCGCCACCGCCACAGUCGCAGCUGCCGUCGACGCAGCUACAAUCGCCACACGAUUACUACGGCAAGUACGACAUUGAAUUCGCCGCCUCAAGUUCGCCACAACACGGGCCGCAAGCGACGUUGCCAAUGCCACCACACCACAAGCUGCAGCAAAUGCCAAACAACAACCAACUGCAACACCAGUCAAAUGGUGAAUAUCCCAGCUCCAAACCGGACUUCAUUAGCAAACUCUCGCCCGACCUGCACAAUGCGAAACUUCAACAUGAAUUCCAAGCAGCCAAGACAGCAGCCGUUAAUGCAUUCCAACACGCGCAAACUCACCACCAGCCACAGCCACCACCACACCAGCAGGUUUUCUACAAUCAUGGUGGCGAGCCGAUGCCGCCAGGUGCCGCUGGCCAGUACAUGAACUAUAAUCACCACGCGGUGGACAAUGGUGGUGUGUACAUGCAUCCCCACCAUCAUGCUGGCGCUGAGUUCGAAGCGACAUCUCUGAACGCGACCGGCAAUUACUACGAAGCCAAGUCACAAACCGCUGCCUAUUACGAACACUUGAAUUUCCAACAGCAACAGCACCAACAACAAAUCCACCCCGACUUUCACCAACACCAACAAGCACACGACGUGCAACAACUACAACAACAACAACAGCACAUUGGUGGCAUACCAGCCGAGUUCAUGGUGGAUGGCACGCCGCAUAUGAAGAUUGGCGCCGGCGCAGCGCCGCCAGUGACGUCAGCAGAUGUGUACAUGCCGCCCAAUGCCAGCGCUCUGGGCGUGCAAAUGGAGAACUGUGAUGGCAGCUACGGCAAUUUCGCCACUUUUUACGAGAAUGGCCAAGCUCAGCUGCAGCAGCAACCUGGCAGCAUGCCACCACAUCAUCCGCAAACACAUCACCAUCCACCGCAUUCACACGCGCACCAUCAGCCAACGGGCGGCCAUAUGAAUAUCGGCGCAAAUAAUUUCGCUAUGAAUGGUAGUGCGCCGGCAAAUGCCGCCGCUUAUCCGAUGGCAGGUAAUGGUGGACCCGUCGCGGCGGCUGCUGGAAAUCUUACCGGCAUGGAGAAUUCAAACAGCUCAUCGGACUUCAACUUCCUCAGCAAUCUGGCAAAUGACUUUGCGCCCGAGUACUACCAGCUGAGUUAGUUCAUCUAAGGCAAAUAAAGGGUGUUUUGCGGUACACUUUGAUUUUUUUGUUUGGAGAAAUGUCUUCAUUUGAUGUUUUAUUUUGGUGUUAUCCAAAAUAAUAUUAUUUUUUGUGCACAUAUCCACUUACAUAUGUACUUAUGUAUGUUAAGUAGUUAUAAAAAUGAGUUUCUAGUUAUGUCCUUUUUGUUUGCUUCAUUGUAUUUUGAAACCAGUUAUUUUCCUUAGUAUAUGUUUUAAAACUUGCAAAUAUUUCCUAUCAAUUAGUUAUUAUUUCAUCCCGCUGAACUUAAUUAUCAUUCCCUCAGUGUUUUCUCGUAAUUUGAAUCCUUUAAAAAUACUGUUUUCUUCUCUUGUAAGUAAAAAUUAAAUUGUUAACCUUUGAAUAAAAAAAAAAUCUGAAAAAACUCCAUGUACAUAUGUACAAAAGUUGAUAGUACGUUAGAUCGAUCAAGCAGCAAGUCAAAACAAUGUAAAAUCGAUAUAAUACGAGUAUAUGUCUGUAUGCAUCUUUAAAUUGUUGUAUAUGGCAUACUAUGUAAGCGCUAAUUAGAGUAGUAGCCCUGUGAAAUGCUAAUUAGCAAAAUUUAGUUAGUUUUGCUCAAAUGAAAAAGAAAAUAAGAAAAACAUAAAUAAAUAAUGUUCAGCAAUUGUUGUUAGUGUUAAGAUAUGCUAAUAGUUCUAUAGCUGUAUAUAUGUAUGUUUGUAAAUAAAUUUAAUAAAAAUCAA